Molecule: messenger RNA, 1695 nt
Organism: Polyodon spathula (Mississippi paddlefish)
Lineage: Eukaryota; Metazoa; Chordata; Actinopteri; Acipenseriformes; Polyodontidae
Gene: rem2
Product: RAS (RAD and GEM)-like GTP binding 2
Exons: 5
Coding region: 220-1107 (295 amino acids)
Cellular component (GO): plasma membrane
Molecular function (GO): GTP binding; calcium channel regulator activity; GTPase activity
Source: RefSeq, a predicted model, not a curated record
UCUCUCUCCUCUCUCUCUCCUCUCCUCUCUCCCUCUCUCUCACACGCACAACGCUGUGGUCUUCAUCGCUCUCGGCUGGACGCGGAUUACAAUAACAAUCCGAAACGCAUUUCGAGGUAAAUCUCGCAGCUCUCUCCGUUUACACCACUUAACAGAAGACAUACCAGAGAGCAGAGUUAAAAUGUCAAAUCCGAUCUAACGAGUCUUAGUCAGUCAGCAAUGGAACACGCUGUGUUGGACGGGGGGGCAGCUAUGACUCUCUCCAGCGCCCUCCCAGUGCGCCGUGGCAGCACCCCCGUCCCGAUCAAGCACCAGCUCAAAAGGGAGAGCGCCAUCGUCUGCGAGGACUACGAUUGGACGCCGGGCCAGCCAGGCCCCGCCCCGCCGCCAAUCAGCUUCUCCUCGGCCUCGGAAGAGUCCAUCGCCCCUGCCGGGCUGGGGGAAGCUGGAGGGGAGGGGGGCGGAGAUGGGCUGAUCCACAUUCUCCUGCUGGGGCAGAGCGGGGUGGGAAAGACUGUGCUCGCUGGCGCCCUCGCAGGGGGAGAUGGGAGAACUGCGUCUGUGGACUCGGAAACCACAGAAGGAGGCAGCUAUGAGAGGACAGUAACUAUAGAUGAUGAAGAGGUCGCUAUUAUCCUGUACGACAACUGGAAAAAGGACCUCUCCCUCCUCUCCUUCGAGCUCUGUUUCAUUCUGUUUUCUCUGACGGAUCGACGCAGUUUCCAGCGCGCCUCGGAGCUCCGCCUCCUCGUCAGGGAGUCCCACCCACAAACGCCCAUCAUCUUCGUGGGCAACAAGAGCGACCUGGUGAGGUCACGAGAGGUCAGCCACGAGGAAGCCCGCUCUCAUGCCGCUCUCUUCGAGUGUCGCUUCGUCGAGGUCUCUGCUGCCCUGGAUCACAACACCUCCACUCUGCUAGAGGGCGCUGUGAGGCUGCUGCGCAGAUCCGAAGGGGCCGGGCCAGGCCUGUCACCGCAGAGACGGAGGGAGAGCCUCACCAAGAAGGCCCGGCGCUUCCUGCAGAGCCUGGUGCCCAAGAACUACCCCUCGGGGGGCAAAUUCUUCCGCCAAAAAUCUAGAUCCUGCCACGACCUGACCGCGAUCUAGAACACAGACCUACAAUUGAAUUUUUACUUUCAACACAAUUACCGACUGGUAACAAAGGCCUCUUUAAAAUCCAUUCUCUUAUCUCUUGUUAGCGCUGGCAACAUUGUCACUGCCCCCUUAACGGAGAGCUAACCAUCUUUAAAAUCCAUUCUGUUGAUUCCUUGAUGACAUUCUUCACUCUACUAAAAACACAUGCCGUAUUAGACAGACUUCCACAGAUUUUUAAAAACGUGUGUGAAUACUAAAAAUGUAUGUACCCAGUUUACUUUUUAAAAGACAAGAUAAGUAAAUCAAUAUAUUAUCUUGUGAACGCUGAUGCAGAACUAAGACAACACAAUAGAUGCAGUCUAGUCAACUUGACCGACCGCCAUCGAUUUUAAUAAAACAAGAGUUUUGCGAAUGUAAUUUAUGUAUAAAUGUAUCUUUUUACUGAACAGAAAUAAAAACGUGCAGUGGAAUUUAUAACGUAGCACUUGACCUCUCUGGAGGUAAUUCUUUUGCAUGCAAAAUGGUGUCUGUAUGGAAAAUACUGUAUUGCGUUUCACAAAACAUUAAUCUUUAAUAAAAAUGCAAUUCAAACUCGUAUGG